Molecule: messenger RNA, 1725 nt
Organism: Solenopsis invicta (red fire ant)
Lineage: Eukaryota; Metazoa; Arthropoda; Insecta; Hymenoptera; Formicidae
Product: methionine aminopeptidase 1
Exons: 6
Coding region: 254-1387 (377 amino acids)
Biological process (GO): proteolysis
Molecular function (GO): metalloaminopeptidase activity
Source: RefSeq, a predicted model, not a curated record
CUGGUUGCGCUGCGCGCGGUCACAAGUCACAACUCACAACAGUCACAACCCACUUUACCCACUGCCCACAUUGCCCACUACGGGGGCACUAUCCCAUCCGUUCCAUCCCAAAUCCCAACCACAAAACUACCUAGUCACCACACGGACACGACGUUCGACGUUCAGCAGCACAGUUCAGCAUUCAGCACUAGUGUGCAGUGGUCUCGAGUGGUCUUUCACGUUGUACGAUCGGUAGAAAAAUUUAAUUAAUAUAAUGUCGAUAGCACUCGGAAUGUGCGAGACACCCGGUUGUAACGCCGUUGCGAGUCUCCAAUGUCCGACUUGCUUGAAAAUCGGUAUCCAGGGUUCAUAUUUCUGCAGCCAAAAUUGUUUCAAAGGUAGUUGGAAAACGCACAAGGUUAUUCAUCAAUUGGCGAAGGGAGAAAAUGGAAACAAGGUUACCGACGCUUAUAACCCUUGGCCAACCUACAAUUAUACUGGGAAAUUACGACCGUACAAGAAGGAACAACGUAGAGAGGUCCCUGAGCGUAUCGCUCGACCAGACUAUGCCUUACAUGCCGCUGGGAUACCACUCAGUGAACAAGCUGUAAAAGGUUCUGGCCAGAUAAAAAUUCUUGAUGACGAAGAGAUUGAAGGCAUGAGAGUCGCAUGCAAGCUUGGUCGAGAAGUCUUGGACGAAGCUGCAAAGGCCUGUGACGUUGGCGUUACCACAGCUGAAAUUGAUAGAGUAGUGCAUGAAGCUUGUAUCGAAAGAGAUUGCUACCCAUCGCCGUUAAAUUAUUAUCAGUUUCCCGCUAGCUGUUGCACUUCUGUCAACGAAGUGAUUUGUCACGGUAUACCCGAUACUCGACCCUUGCAGGAUGGCGAUAUUUGUAAUGUUGACGUUACGGUGUAUCACAAUGGUUUUCACGGAGAUUUGAACGAGACCUUUUUAGUGGGUAACGUAAAACCGGAAGUAAAAAAGUUGGUGGAAGUGACGUACGAAUGCUUGUCCAAGGCUAUUGAUAUAGUGAAGCCUGGCGAAAAAUACAGAGAGAUUGGUAAUGUGAUACAAAAGCAUGCACAGGCGCAUGGUUUCAGCGUGGUUCGUAGUUAUUGUGGUCAUGGAAUUCAUCGUUUAUUUCAUACCGCGCCGAAUGUACCGCAUUAUGCCAAAAAUAAAGCAGUUGGUGUUAUGAAACCUGGGCACUGCUUCACAAUUGAGCCAAUGAUAUCGCAAGGCACGUGGAAAGACGAAACAUGGCCCGACAAUUGGACCGCUGUUACAUUGGAUGGUCAAUGGUCAGCGCAAUUCGAACAUACGCUUCUAGUAACGGAGACUGGUUGUGACAUUCUUACGAAACGACUCGCGAACGACGGUAGGCCAUGGUUUAUAGAUCACUUGUAGUAGCGUUUCCUUUAUUUUCCUGCAACGUUUAAAACAUUGCGAAAUUUGUGCGAAGGACUCCAAUGUAAGUUGUCUUCUUGUAUAUUGUACUAAAUACAAUAAUUUUCUGUUUUUGCAAAUGUAUAGUAAUAACAAACGAAAAAAAGAAUAAACAAAAGAAUAAUUGAAUUACCCUUUCGAAUUUUGUGCAUAAAGGCACUUAUCGUUACGUAUACUUGCCGCGGUGCAUGAUAAUUUUAAAUGCUAAAUUUCAAAUUAAUCAAGUUUUCACAGAAAGAGAGAGAGAGAGAGAGAAACAUGUACCUAAUAAACGAAUAAUUUGUACUUGAGUAAAGUUA